CGAACCGCCGAGUGGAGCGGACGCGUCCUUAGCUGCCUCUACUUGAGUGAACCAACUCCACUCUACUCACGUGAUCGCGAGUGAAUAUAAAUUUCCAAGGUAUUUAUUUGUGUUGAUGUUCUAAUUCCGUGAUUUAUGUUUGGACGCUUUUUUUCGAGUGCGGAAAGAUUCCACCCCCGGGACAUGACGCCGAUGGAAUACAAAAUAUGCAAUGUAAAUAGUGUACGAUGAUUACUGGUGGGGACCAGCGUGCCGUUAGUCGACCAUCAUGUACAUUGUAACAUGAAGUCGAGCAAUUUCAUCUUGUGUAUCAGCCUUAUCUGGCUCAAUUUGACUGACGCUAAAAUUGGAUAUUUUUGGCACAUCACUGAUCUUCAUUAUGACCCAUUCCACAAUUCGCCAGAGUUCCACAGAGGUUGUCGCCACAACCGUGGAAACAGCGAGCACAGCCAUCGCAACGGCAGACACCGGGACCAUACGUGUGACAGCUCAUAUUCCUUGAUACAGAGUGCCGCCGCUUUCAUGGCGGAGCGACAUCCAGAUACGCUCGAGUUUGUGCUUUGGACAGGAGACAUCCUCUCAUCAACAAUGGAACACACAAGUGAAGAGUUCCAGCUGGAAGCAGUUAGAAAUGUAACGGACGUUCUAAGUCGAACAUUCAGCAGUCAGUUCGUGUUCCCAGCGCUGGGGCACAACGACCCCUCACCUUCGAGACGCCUUAUGGAUAUGUGGAUGCAGUGGCUACCUUCUGAUGCUUUACAAACUUUUGAAGAGAGUGGAUUCUAUACGAUAGAGCAGUCGCAUAGCAAACUAAGAAUUGUGGUGUUGAACAGCGUGUUAUGGUCGGGAGGAGGAUUCAGAUCUGAGAAAAGUACUCAUAAAGCCAAAGCCCAGUGGGAAUGGUUGGAACAGGUGCUCAGCAAAGCUAGGAGAAAAAAUGAAAUGGUCUAUUUAGUAGCGCACGCCGGCCCUGGUGUAGAAGAACGCACGACUGCAACCACCGCUGCAGCGGUCGGAGGAGGCGAGCUGACGCCUACAGCAAAUUCUAGACUACUGCAUGUUAUUAGAGCGUUCAGUGACGUCAUUGCUGGACAGUUCUAUGGCCAUCGUCAUGCAGACACCUUCAGACUUAUUUACAACGAAGGUCGACCAGUUUCGUGGGCAUUACUGGCUCCGUCGGUGACGCCGCGUGGUGCCGGCAGUAUAUCAAACCCUGGAUUGAGGCUUUAUAAAUUCGAAUCUAUCACUGGAAAGGUGUUAGACUAUACGCAGUAUUACCUAGACGUGACAAACUCAAGAGGAGAGUUCCACUGGACUGUAGAAUAUAACUUGACACAGUAUUAUGGAUUAAGAGACGUCAGUGCAGUAUCCUUAGAUGCUCUCGCUGAAAAAAUACGAAAUCACCAAGACCGAGGGAUUUUUGCAAAAUACCUGUCAUCUCUUCGGGUCCGUAUGACGUCAGACAUAUCAGAUUGCGACGCAGCCUGCGCACACGUUCACUUUUGCGCAAUCACGCGCGCAGACUACCACGAGUUUCGCUCGUGCGUGCGCAACCCAGCCUCAGCGCUAGCGUCCCGCGCCCCACACAACUCUGCAGCCAUUUUGCUUUACGCCAUCUUGAUUCUAAUUUCCUCCUAAAAACCACGCAAGUGUGAAUAUAUAUUUUUCAAUUCAUUUACCAGAUUACAUUGCUUUUGUGUGUUUUAUGACCAAUUUCACUACCUUCGGUUUAAUAAUUUCAGGUAGGUACUUCAGUAGGUACCAAUUUACAAGAUAAAUUGCGCAGUAUUUCAUAAUUGUGUGUACCAUAUUAAAUUUACGUUGAAUAAAGUUUUCACAAAACAAAGAUGCGUGAAUAUCUUGCAAAUGUCGCCAAAUCUUGUGUGUAUAGAAAAGCUCAUUACGCGAGUUUCAUGGGAAAACGAGUUUCAGCACGUAACGUAAGUAAGCAACAUACCAUUUGUUUCCGUUAGACGAUUUAUUUAAUUAGAUUUUCAAUUAACCGUAUUAGAAGGUGGUGGAAUGAGCCCUUAGCGUGUUUGUAGGUUUUCGUG
Messenger RNA from Hyposmocoma kahamanoa, 2054 nucleotides. RefSeq names its product acid sphingomyelinase-like phosphodiesterase 3a. NCBI's taxonomy places the organism in Eukaryota, Metazoa, Arthropoda, Insecta, Lepidoptera, Cosmopterigidae. The record is from RefSeq and is a predicted model, not a curated record. Bases 283 to 1638 code for a protein of 451 amino acids. The transcript is spliced from 10 exons.